AUGGACCAGACGGUGAAUCUAGAAAUGGCCGAAGAUGCCCACUCCGCGCACCUAUGCCUUGCUCAUCCCACGCAGGAAGAGUUGAUAUCAAUAUGGAACCAUACAGCCGCCAGCUGGAUAGACUCUCUGUCGAUUUCAGCUUAUCUUGAGGAGUCACAGCAUAUGGCCACAGCACCCUUAGCGCGGGAUGGCGGCAUGACCAAUUGGAUCCUUGUUGAUGGGAGACUUCCUCCAGGAAAGAGGGCGAUACUGAGCUCAUGCGAAAGUUUCCGCAAACGCGCCUUAACCAGCGACCAGGACGGCAACGUCACAGCCACUAUUAUUCACGGUAUCGCAAGUGUAUUCUGUUUUCCUGAACAUAGGGGUCGAAGUUAUACCAAGCGCUUGAUGCAGGAGCUAGCCAAAGAACUUCCGAAAUGGCAGAUCGAUGACACGUCGUGCAUAGGAAGCAUCUUGUAUUCGGACAUUGGUAAAGAGUACUACGCAAAGUUAGGGUGGAAACCCAACGAGAGCAAUACCCAAAUCGUGCUCCCAGCUUUGAAGAGCGAUGGAUCGAAUAACGUUACAAAAUUAGUGGAAGCGGACCUCCCAACGUUGUGCGCAAAGGACGAGGCACAGCUUCGAAAGAGCAUGGCAAUCCCAACGAAAGACGCUACCAAACGUGUGUCUAUCAUCUCAGACGUCGAUCACAUGGGCUGGCACUUUGCAAAGGAAGAGAUCGCGUGCAGACAUAUCUUCGAUACGGUGCCUGAAACCAAAGGAGCGCUAGCUGGACCGCCUGGUAACCAGACAUGGGUAACCUGGCAGCAUAGGUACUACAAGCAUCCCGAUCUCGAAGCGACCAAUAACGUCCUGUACAUACUACGUCUUGUCGUCGAAGCAGACGAAACUGCCAGUCGCUUGCCUUCACACGCGGAGAAAAUGCCUGGUCGCGAUUUAUAUGAGCAACAAAAGAGCCAGCUCAAGGCUGUACUGCACGCUGCGCAAAAUGAGGCUUUUGAGUGGAAACUUGAUAGUGUUCACAUCUGGGACCCAACCCCGUUAGUACAGCGCAUGCUGAAAGAGAUGGACAUCCCAUACAAUACAGCUGAGCGCACGGUGGAGAGUGUUGCAAGUGGAAUGUGGUAUGAUGGAAAUGAUGGGAUUUCUACGUCGCCUCCUCUCUGGCUGAACAACGAGCACUAUGCUUGGUGCUGA
Molecule: messenger RNA, 1197 nt
Organism: Parastagonospora nodorum SN15
Lineage: Eukaryota; Fungi; Ascomycota; Dothideomycetes; Pleosporales; Phaeosphaeriaceae
Exons: 2
Coding region: 1-1197 (398 amino acids)
Source: RefSeq, a predicted model, not a curated record